Messenger RNA from Acanthoscelides obtectus, 339 nucleotides. The record is from the annotation of a GenBank genome assembly. Lineage: Eukaryota; Metazoa; Arthropoda; Insecta; Coleoptera; Chrysomelidae.
AUGUCUUCUGGCUUUAAAGCUAACGUUUUGGUGAUGUUAUCCACAUAUCGUACCUUGAUUGAAGUAGGUCACAAAUGUUAUUUCAGAUUUGCGCAACCUGGAUAUUGGCAUGAAUCUAUUGAUGCUUCUCGGAAGAUAAUACCAAAACAUGAAGAGACGAAAUUUGAAAUAUAUUGUGGCGUUACUUUUCAGCAACAUUUUUUUUUUCAGCAUACUCCUGUCAGUCCUACUACUACCAUAAAAGAAAUAUGGUGUUUUCCAUUCGUUUUCCGUUUUUCAUCGUUUCACUUUAUCCCAAUUAGUAAACAAUACGUACCGUAUAUUUUGGGUUUCUUAUAA